UGGAGCUCGGGAGGCGAGGCAGACUCGCGCGCGCGGCGAUCCCGCCUUCUCGUCGGCGCAGCCCGCUCCCAGCCGCCGCUCUCUCCUGCUAGUUCCCUGUUCCUAGACGCCUCUCCUCACUUCAACCUCCGCAGUUCCUUCUCUCCAUGGAUUCCCUUCAGACCGCACAGAUGGUGAGCUUGCCCGCCGAGCUCGGCAGCAACAACUUGGAGCUGGCGGAGCCGGAGGAGCCGGCGGCAUCGGUGGCCGCAGGAGAGUCAGCCGCCCACCCGGAGGAGGUGACACCCGAGGGCUCCCAAGCUCCCGCGGCUCAAGAGCCAGAGCAAAGCCAGCCUCUGGCGGCCUCGACGCCGCUGGAGUGCAAAGUCCUGCUCACGCAGGCGGAUGCCUUAGCAUCUGGGGGGCACCUUCGGGAAGCCCUCGAGGUGUACCGACAGCUCUCCGAGAGGCAGCAGCUCGUGGCGGAGCAGCUGGAGCAGCUAGUGCGCUGCCUGGCCGACAGUGUCCCGCAAGAGGAGCUGAUGGCGCCAGCUUCUUCAGACCCGAGCGCCACUUCGAGCUGCUGCGCGGCGGCACUGAAAGAGGCAGGGGAGGCCGCGGCCGUGGCCCCCGAGGUAUGGGAUGGCUUUAAGUGCAGGAAGUGUCACGGGUUUCUCUCCGACCCGGUGUCCCUGUGGUGCGGCCACACCUUUUGUAAACUGUGCCUGGAGCGCGGGCGGGCCGCCGAUCGGCGCUGCACCCUGUGCGGGGUCAAGCUCUCCGCACUCAUGGUGGCCAGUGGGAGGGCGCGCGGGCCGCGGCGCUCGGGGUCGCAGGCGCCACUGCAACUGCGAGUCAACGUGGUACUCAGCGGCCUCCUGGGCAAGUUGUUCCCGGGCCCCGCGCGGGCGUCGCAACUCCGGCAUGAGGGCAACCGGCUGUACCGCGAGCGCCAGGUGGAGGCAGCUCUGCUCAAGUACAACGAGGCUGUGCGUCUAGCUCCAAAUGACCAUUUGCUUUAUAGCAAUCGGUCCCAAAUUUAUUUCACCUUGGAGUCUCAUGAGGAUGCACUGCAUGAUGCAGAAAUAGCAUGUAAACUACGGCCAAUGGGUUUUAAGGCACACUUCAGAAAAGCACAAGCUUUAGCCACUCUAGGCAAGGUGAAAGAAGCACUCAGAGAAUUUCUCUACUGUGUAUCCCUUGACGGAAAGAACAAGAGAGCUAGAUCUGAAGCUCAAAGGCUUCUCUUUAGUUUCUUUUCACCAUCAGUCCCGGGGGAGUCUCAGGAACAUUCUCCCGAUAUCCUGAAGCUGUUGGCACCUCACCCUAGAUUAAAGGAACACGUAGAGUCAAUGGCUACUGAAGGCACCAGCCAUAAUCUACCAAAGUUGUCACAGGAGAAUCUGGAGCUUCCCCAUUGUUCUAAUCAGGAGGGAGCAGCAGCGGUGGGGGAAGAGAACAGCAGCCUAGCAAACUCAGCUCAAGGAAAGGUGAGUAGUAAAGAAGACAGAGAGAAAAAUCAGGAAGGAGAGGACCAAGAUGUUCCCACCAUCAGGACUGGCAAAUGCCAGGAAAAGAAGAGGAAUCAUUGUCAAAUUGAAAGCCAAGAAGACACAGAAUUGCCUAAUAAAGUCCCCAAACAAGAUCUUCCUGUUAACCAGGGGGCCAAACCAGAUCUCAGUAUCCCACUUGGAUCUUUUGAUGCAUCUGACCUUGAAUGCUCACUGUGUAUGAGAUUAUUCUUUGAGCCAGUCACAACACCUUGUGGGCACACCUUUUGCCUGAAAUGUCUUGAGAGAUGCCUCGAUCAUAAUGCGAAGUGUCCACUGUGCAAAGAUGUUCUUUUACAGUGCUUGCCAUCAAGAAAAUAUAGCAAAAAUGUAAUAAUGGAAGAACUCAUAGCUAAGUUCCUGCCAGAAGAACUCAAGGAACGAAAGAGGCUUUAUGACGAGGAAAUGGAAGAACUUUCUAACUUAAAUAAGAAUGUGCCUAUUUUUGUGUGUACCAUGGCCUAUCCCACCGUUCCUUGCCCCUUGCACAUCUUUGAGCCUUGUUACCGCCUGAUGAUUCGGAGAUGUAUUGAGACAGGCACGAGACAGUUUGGCAUGUGCCUUGGAGAUCCUGUCAAAGGGUUUGCAGAAUAUGGCUGCAUCUUAGAGAUCAGAAAUGUCCAGUUCUUUUCUGAUGGCCGAUCGGUGGUUGACAGCAUAGGCAAGAGGCGCUUCAAAGUGCUCCAUCAGGGUCAACGGGAUGGCUACAACACUGCUGACAUUGAAUACAUUGAAGAUCAAAAGGUUCAGGGAGACGAUUGUGCUGAACUCAUGGGGUUACACAACUGUGUGUAUGAGCAAGCAUCAUCAUGGUUUCAUUCACUCAAAACAUCUCUGAAGAAUCGGAUACUAAAUCACUUUGGUCCAAUGCCAGAGAAAGACGAAGACCCCCAGGUUAAUCCAAAUGGUCCAGCCUGGUGCUGGUGGACACUGGCAGUUCUUCCCCUGGAAAGCAGAGCUCAGCUUCCCUUCCUAGCAAUGAGGUCCUUAAAGGAUAGACUGAAUGGUAUUCGGCGUAUCCUGGCCUUUAUAUCGAGAAACCAAAAUUAAUGGGACUGGAUUGUGGAAGAGGAAUUUCUGUCCUCUCCACUGCCCUGGGGCAAUGUUCUUGUAAACAUAUCUAAUUGCAAUAACACCUUAACAAACGCUAGUACCCUAGAGAGAUGUUAUUCUUUUUGACCACACAGAAAUCAGGUAGAAAAGACCAAAAGGAUGUGACCUGUUUUGAGUUUCUGUUCAGUUGCUUCUUGACACACUAUGCUAGCACACAAACAGCAGAAGUGUGGAAGAGGCCAAAAAGAGUUGAUGUUUAGCAUCAAUUUUUCUGAAAUUAAAAAGUCACUUGUCUUUCAUA
Messenger RNA from Grammomys surdaster, 2883 nucleotides. RefSeq names its product LON peptidase N-terminal domain and ring finger 3 (gene Lonrf3). Lineage: Eukaryota; Metazoa; Chordata; Mammalia; Rodentia; Muridae. The record is from RefSeq and is a predicted model, not a curated record. The transcript is spliced from 12 exons. Gene Ontology annotation, molecular function: protein binding. The coding region runs from base 147 to 2579 and encodes 810 amino acids.